Messenger RNA from Varroa destructor (honeybee mite), 802 nucleotides. RefSeq names its product ribosomal protein L13 (gene RpL13). Gene Ontology annotation, cellular component: cytosolic large ribosomal subunit; ribosome. Gene Ontology annotation, molecular function: RNA binding; structural constituent of ribosome. NCBI's taxonomy places the organism in Eukaryota, Metazoa, Arthropoda, Arachnida, Mesostigmata, Varroidae. The record is from RefSeq and is a predicted model, not a curated record. Gene Ontology annotation, biological process: translation.
UUGUCUUGUUUUUGCUGUUUUCUAAUGUGAUUCGGGCCAGCUGUGAUUUAGGUGUAUCUGUGCAGUGGGUUGCUUCUGUUGAUAAGGGCGAUAUUUUUCGGAAGAGUUUGCAGCAAAAAUGGCCCGUGGAGGUAAGGUCAUCCCUAAUAACCAUUUCCGUAAACACUGGCAGCGCCGUGUAAAAACGUGGUUCGACCAGACGCAGCGGCAUAAGCGCAGGGCAAACCACCGCGCUAUUAAGGCUCGUUUGAUCGCUCCGAGACCUACCAGCCUGCUACGUCCUACAAUCACCUGUCCGACUCAAAAGUACAAUACAAAGCGUCGUCUGGGCCGCGGUUUCUCUCUUGAGGAACUGAAGGGAGCUGGCCUUUCGGCUGAUUUUGCUCGUACCAUCGGUAUCUCGGUUGAUACCCGCCGUACCAAUAAGUCCGUUGAGUCCCUCCAGAGGAACGUUGCUCGUCUGAAGAACUACCGCGCAAAUCUGAUCCUGUUCCCGAAACGUGCUGGUAAGCCUGUAAAGGGCGAUUCCACUGAAGAAGAGCUUAAGCUUGCCCAGCAGUUGAAGGGCGUUGUUAUGCCAAUCAAGCGUUCGGUUAUUUCGACAGAGCAACCCCGCGUGGUUACGCAAGAGGAGAAGGACUUCCGCGCGUACAACGCACUUCGGUUUGCUCGUCACCAGAAGCGGGUGGCCGGGCCCCGCGCCAAAAAGGCUAAGGACGAGGCUGACGCUCUCGAGGCGAAGAAGUAAAGAGCCGAAACCAUGUUCGCAGUUCAAUAAAUGCGAAUUGUUCAAGAGAUUCUU